Messenger RNA from Aspergillus novofumigatus IBT 16806, 753 nucleotides. Its product is annotated as zinc-finger domain-containing protein. The transcript has 3 exons. The record is from RefSeq and is a predicted model, not a curated record. NCBI's taxonomy places the organism in Eukaryota, Fungi, Ascomycota, Eurotiomycetes, Eurotiales, Aspergillaceae. Bases 1 to 558 code for a protein of 185 amino acids. Gene Ontology annotation, biological process: mitochondrial electron transport, NADH to ubiquinone.
AUGCUGUCCUGUGCUCGAAGCCGCGUCGCGGCCUUCUCCACGGCGUGGACUCCCCGCUUCGUCGCCCGGGCCAGCUACUCGACAACCAUGCCUCGCCUGACGGAGAACCGUAUGCAAGCCAACGACCCGACCCCGCGAACCCCCGAGCCCAAUGUCUCUGCCACCAAUGCUACCCCUACCGACUCACAGGGUGUAUGGGAUGCCCCCAUGCGCGAGGAGCCCGAGGCCGGCGAGCGUAACCGCCAGCUUCAGGCCCCAACCCCUCAACCCAUGGCCGCCAUCGAACUUAUCCACAAGCAGCCCGUGCGCUGGACCAACAAGAGAAUCGUCAGCUGUGACGGAGGCGGCGGCCCAUUGGGUCACCCCCGUAUCUUCAUCAACACUGACAAGCCCGAGAUUGCUACCUGCGGCUACUGCGGUCUUCCUUUCGCCCACGAGCAGCACCGUGCAUACCUCAAGUCUCUCCCCGCUACCAGCUACCCCCUCGAACCCACCGGUGAUGCCGCUGAGGCGAACGAGACGCAACGUGUUACCGAAGGUGCAUUCGAGCAGCGGUAGAAGAAUGGUUAUUUUCAUUGUUGGCGUUGAUGAAUUGUUUCGAUAUUCUUUAGCCCUGCCGGGCUCAUGUACAGAUUUGUACCAGAUCAAUGAACUGUUAGAUUCACUUCUUCUAGAUCACUUCUUUUUCCCGUUUGGGUUAUGGGCAUAAGGCUGGGUCAUACUGCUUGAUUGAUCUGCAGCUAUGAUAUAUAC